Messenger RNA from Carassius carassius (crucian carp), 5437 nucleotides. RefSeq names its product adenylate cyclase type 1-like. The coding region runs from base 382 to 3696 and encodes 1104 amino acids. Gene Ontology annotation, molecular function: adenylate cyclase activity. The record is from RefSeq and is a predicted model, not a curated record. NCBI's taxonomy places the organism in Eukaryota, Metazoa, Chordata, Actinopteri, Cypriniformes, Cyprinidae. The transcript has 20 exons. Gene Ontology annotation, cellular component: plasma membrane. Gene Ontology annotation, biological process: adenylate cyclase-activating G protein-coupled receptor signaling pathway; intracellular signal transduction; cAMP biosynthetic process.
GCUGCGUAUGUGACAUAAAAACCUUAAAUUCUGAUUUAUCGUCCUUCUUUGAGUCAAGGAUGUAACGAUGCGACUGAAAUCCUAAAUUCCUUAUAAACCCUAGUGCAAACAUUUCUGUCCUUGCUCGUUGCUGAAAGAUCCGCAGUGGUUUCCACUUAAUGCGUUUGUGAGACGCGCGCGCCUCAGAGAUCCGCGUGUCAAUCAGCAGAAUUAGCGAGCGGCGCAUCGCGCAGGCGUGAUCCAGUCUGAGCCGCGCGAGCUCGAGGCCAGUCGCUUCCGUCUCUUCAGCUCUACCUCUCCCGCCGGACACAUGCACACCGGCCCCCGGCGACCCUCCGCGCCUCUGUCGCACCUGUCCGGCGCGUGAAUGGCCCUCCCGCCAUGGACGAAAUACCGUUCCAGAAAGUCAAGACCCGGCGCAGGAGGAGCCACUGCCCGCCCGGGGUCAUCGCGUGCGAGGACGAGUUCGACUGCAAGGAGCUCGAGUCGCUCUUCCACAACUACAACCUUAAGCUCGACCAGACGUGCACGCUAAAGGCUCUGUUCGUGCUCAUCCUGCUGUCGUCCAGUCUGAGCCUGCUGGAGCUGCUGCUGUCCGGCGCCAGCCUGACCAUCGCCAAGGGCUCGUACCCGGUGCACUUCGUCGUCUUCAUCUCGCUCUUCAUCGUCACCAACGUCAAGUACCUGCAGGUGAGCCAGCUGCAGCAGAUCGCGCACUUGAGCCUGCUCUUCUGCUUCACCUGCUCGGUGCUGUCCUGCCCGUUCCCGCACGUGUCGGGCGCCACGGGUCCGGAGCACGGUGUGUGGCAGCUGCUGCUGCUGACGUUCGUGGCGUACGCGCUGCUGCCGGUGCGGACGCUGCUGGCGGUGCUGUUCGGGCUGCUGGUGUCCGUGUCGCACACCAUCGUCACGGCCACGUCUGUGACGGCGAAGACCCAGCGGCUGUGGAGAGCGCUGGCUGCGAACACGCUGCUCUUCACCGGAGUGAAUCUGUCGGGUCUGUUUGUGCGGAUCCUGACGGAGAGGGCGCAGCGCAGAGCCUUCCUUCAGGCCCGAAACUGCAUCGAGGAGAGACUGCGCAUGGAGGACGAGAACGAGAAACAGGAGCGUCUGCUGAUGAGUCUGCUGCCCAGAAACGUGGCCAUGGAGAUGAAGGAGGACUUCCUGAAACCUCCAGAGAGGAUCUUCCACAAGAUCUACAUCCAGCGACAUGAUAACGUCAGUAUCCUGUUUGCGGAUAUCGUGGGCUUCACGAGUCUGGCGUCGCAGUGCACAGCGCAGGAGCUCGUCAAACUCCUCAACGAGCUCUUCGGAAAGUUUGACGAACUCGCCACGGAGAAUCACUGUCGGCGGAUCAAGAUUCUGGGCGACUGCUACUACUGUGUGUCCGGCCUGACGCAGCCCAAGACGGAUCACGCUCACUGCUGCGUGGAGAUGGGUCUGGACAUGAUCGACACCAUCACGUCGGUGGCUGAAGCUACAGAGGUGGAUCUGAACAUGCGUGUGGGUCUGCACACGGGACGGGUGCUCUGCGGCGUGUUGGGCCUCAGGAAGUGGCAGUAUGACGUGUGGUCCAAUGAUGUGACGCUGGCCAACAUGAUGGAGGCUGGAGGACUGCCGGGGAAGGUGCACAUCACGCGCUCCACGCUGGACUGUCUGAAUGGAGAUUACGAGGUGGAGCCGGGAAACGGCCGCGAGAGACACUCCUUCCUGCUCAAACACGACAUCGAGACCUUCUUCAUAGUGCCAUCUCACCGCAGGAAGAUUUUUCCUGGUCUGAUCCUGUCAGACAUCAAACCUGCCAAAAAGAUGAAGUUUAAGACGGUGUGUUUCUUGCUGGUGCAGCUCAUGCACUGCCGCAAGAUGUUCAAGGCCGAGAUUCCCUUCUCCAGCGUCAUGAACUGUGAGGAUGGGGACAAGAGGAGGGUGCUGCGUUCAGCUCCGGAGAAGCUCAGGAACCGGACCUCCACGACGGCUAACACGACCCAGAGCAGCCCGGGGACACGGGUCAACCGCUACAUCAGCCGUCUGAUCGAGGCCCGGCAGAUGGAGUCGGACACGGCUGACCUGCACUGCCUCACGCUCACCUACAGAGACUCGGAGCGAGAGCGCAGGUAUCAUCAGCUGAAUGACGAGUACUUCACCGGCGCUGUGGUUCUGUCUCUCGUCCUCACGGCUCUGAUCGGCGUCCUCUACCUGCUCAUCAUGCCACAGGGGACGGUCGUGUUGGCGUUGCUGGUCUUCUGCAUCUGUUUUCUGGUCGUGUGUAUCAUAUAUCUGCACAUCACUAGAGUUCAGUGUUUUCCAGGGUGCCUCACCAUACAGAUCCGGACCGUCCUAAGUGUGUUCAUAGUGCUCUUAAUAUAUGCCAUGACCCAGGCCUGUGUGGUGGGCUGCAUGCCGUGGCUCUGGCCGUCUAACUCCACGCGCUCCAUCGUGAUCAUCGAUGUGUCCGCAGGGCUGAACCGCACCAUGGCGGAGCUGCCGUGUGAAGGAGCGCAGUACGCCCUGCUGUGCUGCAUGCUGGGGACGCUGACCGUGGUGCUGUUCCUGCGAGUGUCCUGGCUGUCCAAACUCUUUCUGCUGCUGCUGCUGCUGGUGCUGUACAUCACCGUGCUGGAGCUCAGCGGAUUCAGACGCUCCUCGGGGACGGUGUUGAUGAGCACUCACGGUCUGGAGCCCAUCCUCUCUCUGCUGCUGUUCUCCACCGCGCUCGCCCUUCACUCCAGACAGAUGGAGCUCAAGCUGCGUCUGGACUUCCUCUGGGCCACACAGGCAGAGGAGGAGAGAGACGGCAUGGAGAAAGUCAAACUAGACAAUAGGAGAAUCCUCUUCAACCUGCUGCCGGUUCAUGUGGCUCAACACUUCCUGCAGUCCAACCCCAGAAACAUGGAUCUGUAUUACCAGUCCUACGCUCAGGUUGGGGUGCUGUUCGCUUCCAUUCCCAACUUUAAUGACUUCUACAUCGAGCUGGAUGGAAACAAUAUGGGUGUGGAGUGUCUGCGGCUGCUCAACGAGAUCAUCGCAGACUUCGACGAGCUCAUGGAUAAAGAGUGUUAUAAAGACAUUGAGAAGAUCAAGACCAUCGGCAGCACGUACAUGGCAGCGGUGGGUUUGGUGCCCACCAUCGGAACCAAGGCAAAGAAAUCCACUACGGAGCACCUGAGCACCAUCGCAGACUUCGCCAUCGAGAUGUUUGACGUUCUCGAUGAAAUCAACUAUCAGUCAUAUAAUGAUUUUGUCUUGAGAGUGGGUAUUAAUGUGGGUCCGGUGGUGGCCGGGGUCAUUGGGGCCCGCCGGCCGCAGUAUGAUAUCUGGGGAAACACGGUGAACGUGGCCAGCCGCAUGGACAGCACCGGAGUGCCUGGGAAGAUACAGGUGACAGAGGAAGCAUACCGUCUGCUUCAGAACGACUAUGAUCUGGUGUGUCGUGGAAAUGUCAGCGUGAAGGGCAAAGGUCAGAUGCUCACCUACUUCCUGGAGGGUAAAGCGCAGGACGCGGGGAACCGAGCGCCGCAUCACACCGGUGGCCUGGAGCGCAGGGUUCAUGCCAUCGCCCGCUCCAGCAGCACACACACCAAAGCCGGCAGCACCGCGUCCCUGGCCUCGGGAGUCACUCCUGGGCCUCGCGGACACAGUGCUGCUCAUGUGCCUGUGGUCGGAGAAGAGCAGGAGGGCAAAGGGGGGGAGAUGUAAGACCGGUCGCACACUACACACACAAGUAUCACAUCUGCAGGUGGAAAGAAUGAACCGUCUUCCCUUUAUUCACCUUCUCAAAACACAUGAAUGGAUCUUCACUGCACAUCAAAUCAGUUCUCCUGGAUAAAUUCAGGUACUGUUUUGCUUUUCUUUCCGACUUGAAUAAUGGAAUUUGGGUUAGGGAACUCCGUUUCACUUUGAUUCUGUCGCACUGCGUUCAGAGCUUCGCAUGAUCUUCAGCAAUGUGUUUCAUUUCUCAAGUUUUAUGCCAACUUCUUAUAUGUGCUGUAAAUAGUAGAUGUUCUUACGAUCAGAGUUUGUGUAUUUUGUUUUUGAAUUAAACUCUCCAGUGCAUUUGAAUGAAUGUGAUAGUGUGUGAAUGAGAUACAUUUAUAACACACAGAGCAGCAAUAGAAGCAGGACAUUGUUGCACUAGAUUGUGAUUUCUUAUUUAUUCACUCUCACACACUCUUCAUCUUCAUCAUGUGAAAGAGUCCCGCUCACACGUUUCUAAAGGCUAAGACUGCUGGAGAAAUCAAAGAUCUCUUACUUGAUGACACAUUAACAACUGUACUCUGAUUUCCGAUAAUAAUCAUCUUAUAAAUAGAUAAGUAUACACUGUUUCAAAGCAGCAUGUGUAUAUAGAACAAGAGAAAUCAGGGAGUUUGAUAACAGCCUAAAGAAAGCUUCACCAUCAUCAUAAUCCUCUGCUGCAGUCACUUUGACAGACUGUUCUGACAAUAUAAGCUACAAUCUGACAUCUAUAUUCACACAUACAGUGGAGUCCAAACAUAUGACACUGCAUUCAGUUUCACAUUUUUGCCAUUUAUUAAAAAAUUGUGUAUUACAAGUUAUACGUACAACAUUGUAUUAGCAGAAUCAAAUGGAGUGAAGUACAGUUAUAUUGGAGUGAAAAAAAUGAAGAUUGAUGUGAAAAUGUCUCUCAGUAACACUGGAGCUACAUGAAAAAAACCUGAUUAUCACGAUCUGAGAUGAGUCACAUAACAAUCCAGCACAAUCUGAAAAACCUCUUAAACAGCAAUGUUUACACAACUUUGGCAAGGUUUUCUCAAAGUUAUGACCAAAAGCUCUUCCAAUAACAUUAAUAGACCAUUUGUUCUGAGUAAUCUAGUCUUUAAAAAUGUUCUCUAAAUAUUAUUCAUACAUCAUAAUUUCAUCAUAAUGGGAAUUUUAGCUUGGCUUUGGCUAUGCAUUGAAUGUAACUUUUGAUUUAAAUGAUUUAAAGGAUAUUUUGAUUCUCAGAUUGAUUGUUAGGUGUGUGAUUAGCAGGGACAAACCUCCACAUGCUGAACAUGUGCCAAGUAUAUCACAUCUCAAUCUGAAGUGCAAUGAUUGGACAUGAUUCUGUCAUCAGCAUUCACUGUAAUAAUAUCAGCAACACAUUCACAUGCAGAUGAAAUGUGACUGAAACUAUCAAAUACUAUAUACUUUAUGCUGUAAGAGAGCUAUGUGCAGAAGUUUUCACUCAUGGAUGUUUGACAUGUUACUGAGUUACUGAGGGGGAUAGUUUGAUGUUACCAAGGUCAGUUAUGUGUAGUCUAUGUGUGCACAAGAGUACAGUGACUUUCUACUGACACGGAGGUCAACAACCCAUCCACGAGGAACGUCUCGGUUAUGUAUGUAACCAUCGUUCCCUGAAGGAGGGAAUGGAGACAUCAUGUCGGUGACAGACGAAUUGGGAUCUUGUUUCGAGAAACCAAUUUACUUUGAGUGUAAA